Messenger RNA from Vidua macroura (Pin-tailed whydah), 2016 nucleotides. RefSeq names its product RAB2A, member RAS oncogene family (gene RAB2A). The transcript has 8 exons. Gene Ontology annotation, molecular function: GTPase activity; GTP binding. Gene Ontology annotation, cellular component: Golgi apparatus. Lineage: Eukaryota; Metazoa; Chordata; Aves; Passeriformes; Viduidae. The record is from RefSeq and is a predicted model, not a curated record. Bases 285 to 923 code for a protein of 212 amino acids.
UUUAUUGUUCUCGCCGCCGUCGCCGCGUUCCGGCUUUCCCGGCACCUGCGGGGACCGCGGCGGGACGGAGCGAGGGAGGGCGGACAGCAGGACCGAGCGAGCAGAGAGCCCCUCCGCCAGCGGCGGCGCGGGGGCGGAGGUAGGAGGGAGCGAGCGGGCGGAGGCGCCGCCCGGGGGCCGUUAACCCGUUUCCGCCUCUCCGCAGCGCGAGCCCGGGCGGCGAGCGCGCGCGUCACGCCGGAGCGAAAGCGGGACAGCCCGGGAGCGGCAGCCCGGGAGCGGCCAUGGCCUACGCGUACCUCUUCAAGUACAUCAUCAUCGGAGACACAGGUGUUGGGAAAUCAUGUUUAUUGUUACAGUUCACAGACAAGCGGUUUCAACCAGUCCACGAUCUCACUAUUGGUGUAGAAUUUGGGGCUCGAAUGAUAACUAUUGAUGGAAAACAGAUAAAGCUUCAGAUAUGGGAUACGGCAGGGCAGGAGUCCUUCCGUUCCAUCACAAGAUCAUACUACAGAGGGGCUGCAGGGGCUUUGCUAGUGUAUGACAUUACAAGGAGGGACACUUUCAACCACUUGACAACUUGGUUAGAAGAUGCUCGCCAGCAUUCCAAUUCCAACAUGGUUAUAAUGCUUAUUGGAAACAAAAGUGAUUUAGAAUCUAGACGAGAAGUUAAGAAAGAGGAGGGUGAAGCAUUUGCACGAGAACAUGGACUUAUCUUUAUGGAGACAUCUGCCAAAACUGCUUCCAAUGUAGAGGAGGCAUUUAUUAACACUGCAAAGGAGAUCUACGAGAAAAUCCAGGAAGGCGUUUUUGACAUUAAUAAUGAGGCAAAUGGCAUAAAAAUUGGCCCUCAACAUGCUGCCACCAACGCAACACUUGCAGGCAAUCAGGGAGGACAACAAGCUGGAGGAGGCUGCUGUUGAGCCUGUUUUUACUUUCUAGCUGCCUGGAUGAGGCCUACUUACUUGUUUGUUCACCCUUCCCUCCCCCUGCCCCGCUCGCCUCCACUUCAGUUCAACUGAGACAUGAAACUUGUAAGUUGGUUUCCUGUUGCAGAAGACUUUAUCCUUCAAAUUCUUGUAUAACUUUGAAUAAAUGGUUAAUGUUCACUUAAAGACAGAUUUUGGAGAUUGUAUUCAUAUCUAUUUACAUUUGAUUUCUAGGUCAAUUGAUGUGAUUAUUUUUGUUAAAUGUUGUCUUGUGCCCUUGACUACGAACUGAAUUGUAUUAAACACUACAAAGUCAUCUGAGUAUUUUAAUCAGUUUGUGUAGUUAGGUUUCCCAGCUCCUGAGGUUACCUAAUGUUUAAUAUUGUAGAGCUGUCCUCAAGUUUUUUGUCAAUUUUCAAGGCUAUGAAGAAAAGCAGAAGGACUCUUUUAAUUCUGUAUUUAUCACUUUCUGUAUAUAUAGUUUAAUAACCUGCUUGGGUGUACUUGCCAAGCUAGAAUUCUUUAAUGCAUUUGCAUAAAAUCUAUACUACUUAGAGCUUGAAAACUACAAAAGCAUUAAUAGGAAUUGCUUGGAUGCUAAAUUUUAAGCCUUUUUGACAUUGUUAGCAUGUUCAUGCUCCCCUGUCAUUAUCCUGAAGUCCAAGAGAGAUGCUUAAUGUAUAUUACUAGAGGCUACAUACGUGCUAUCUAUUUUAAUGCCAAAUGUUUGCUGUUUAUCCACAAUUUCCACAACACCUCUUCAGAAAUGGAUUAGCUGUUUGCCUUAACAAAUACUGUAGGUGAAAACAGAGUAAGGAUGAAAAGUAGAGGAGGAGUUGAUAAACUUAAAAUGGCACAUUUUAAAAGCGUUAAUCUUCUCAAUGUUUUUUUUUUUCUUGUUUACCACUUGAUUUCUAGGUAUAUUUUUCAUGCAAGGACAGUUUUUCAACCUAAAUGUAUAGUGGUCGUGUAAAGUUUUCUUUUAGUGACAACUUGUAAUCCUAAAUAUAUGGUAAGCAUCUUGUCUAUUGUGAAGAGGGUGUGAAAAUAAAAUCUGCCAGUUUGGAAAUCUUGAUGAAAAUUAAAA